GGCUCACAGCAGCAUGGCAAGUUCAGGAAGGGAAAAAGUCAACCGCCUCCGUCUUUUCAAAAAGUACAAGGAAAAACAUGCUACAGGUGUGGUUCUGCUCAACACACAGCUAAUUUCCAGGGGUGUCCUGCUAAAGAAGCACUUUGCAAUGCCUGCAAAAAGAAAGGACAUUUUGCAAAAGUAUGCAGGGGUAGCCAACAGGUUCAGGAGAUCGCUGUGCCUGAGGUAACCAUUUUGAAUGUGAGUGUUGGAAAUGCUUGCAAUAUCAUGUGCACCGUUAAAGUGAGUACACAAGGGAUGGAGAGCCAGGACAUUGAUUUAAUGCUAGAUACAGGCUCAGCAGUGUCCAUCUUACCAGAGACUGUGUACACAAAGCUCUUCACUACAGCUGUACUUGAAAAGCCUGCCUACAGACUUAAAGACUAUGGGGGUAAUGAUAUCUCUGUGCUGGUACUGUCUCAGACCUCUACAUUGCAAAACGCGGGUCUGCAGUGCUAGGCAGGGAUUUGUUUUCUGCAUUACAAAUGCAAGUGAUAGAUGGCCAAGUUACAACGAAGCUGUCUACAGCCACUGUCCAGAACGUUAAGCGGAACACACUGGGAUGUGCUAAGGGCUUUACACACCUGGUUAAAGUACGGCCAGGGAUCACACCAGUUCACCAGAAACUGCGUAGGUUGCCUUUUGCUGUUAGAGAAGCAGUGUCUGAGGAGUUGAAAAAACUGGUGGAGCAGGAUGUCAUAGAGCCUGUAGAUUCUUCAGAGUGGAUCUCACCCAUAGUUGUCACCACAAAGAAAGGGGGCAGAGGACUGAGGCUCUGUGUUGAUUUGCGAGAGCCUAACAAGGCUAUAGUGGUGGAUGGCUUUCCACUGCCGCACAUGGAAGAAAUGUUUACAGAGCUGAGAGGAUCGACACUGUUUUCUACAUUAGAUCUUCAGAGUGCUUAUCACCAGGUGCCUCUUCACAAAGACAGCCGCAGUUUGACAACAUUCAUCACCCAUGAUGGCCUGUUUCGAUUCAAGCGGGUGCCAUACGGACUGGCAUCCGGGCCCAGCUGCUUCCAGCGGAUGAUGUCAUCGAUCCUGAAAGACAUACAAGGGGUCCAGUGCUACUUAGAUGACAUCAUAAUAGCAGGACCAACAGCUGAGGUACAUGACCAAAGGCUGACUGUGGUGCUCCAGCGCAUCAAGGAGGCUGGACUAAUGCUGAAUCUGUCAAAAUGCAAUAUAAGACAAAAAGAACUCUCUUUCCUGGGCCAUACAGUGUCAGAAAAUGGCCUUCAGCCAGAUGCCACACAUGUGACAGCUGUCACUCAAGCACCACCACCUACAGACCUUCCCAAACUGCGCUCAUUCCUGGGGCUCACAUCCUGGUACUCCAAGUUCAUACCAGGCUACGCUGCUGUUGUUGAGCCUCUCCGAGCACUUCUCCGUGGCUCUGAGUCAUUCACAUGGACACCUGAGGCUCAGAAGAGUUUUGACACUGUGAAAGAACUCAUAGUGAAUAGCCCUGCACUUUCCCUGUUUAACCCAGAACUACCUACAGUUGUCACUACAGACGCCUCUGAUUAUGGCCUUGGCGCGGUACUUACCCAGAUGCACCCAGAUGGAUCAGAGAAAACUGUGGCCUUUGCAUCACGCACACUCACCCAGGCAGAAAGGAAAUACUCCACGGUAGAAAAAGAAGCUUUGGGGUGUGUGUGGGCAACUGAAAAGUGGAGAACGUACUUAUGGGGAAGACAUUUCACAUUACGUACCGACCACAGUCCUUUGACUACACUGCUUGCAUCUAAAGGCCAAGGUAGAGCAGGCAUGCGGAUCGCCAGGUGGUCGUCUAGACUGCUUUCAUUCACAUACGACCUCCAGUACAAGCCAGGACGGGAGAACGUAACAGCAGACUGUCUAUCCAGGCUUCCACUCCCUCACUCAGAGCCUAGUUUAGAGGAAGAUAUAGAAGUUGCACUUACCUCUACACUGACAGCUGUUACCGAUGCUGAGUUUAAGGCUGCAUGCACCUCAUGUCCUGUUCAAACACAGUUGCGUGGACUUCUUACCUCAACAUGGCCUGCUUCAGCAAAACACCUCACUCCAGCCCUGCAGCCAUUCUUCAAACUUCGAUACGAACUCUCCCUACAGGGUGAUUGUGUGGUACGUGGCCCACACAGACUCGUGGUGCCAGACAGUCUUCAGUCGAAAUUCAUCUCCCUGGCCCACGACACACACCAAGGCAUAGUGAGGACAAAGCAAAGACUCAGAGAAGCAUACUGGUGGCCUGGCAUGGAUGCUCAGGUAGAGACUGCUAUCAAAUCAUGCAUCACGUGCCAGUCCCAUGACAAGUCAGCGGUCACUCACACUCCUCCACUACAGCCUGUGCCAUAUCCUGAUGGUGCCUGGGAGAAGGUGGCAAUAGACAUAGUGGGGCCUUUUGAAAGGGCACCCAUAGAUUGUCGCUUUGCAGUUACACUGAUUGAUUACCACAGCAAGUGGCCUGAAGUGGCUUUUCUUUCCCAUGCCACCUCUCAGACUGUCAUCCAGUUCUUGUCAUCUGUUUUCAGCAGGGAAGGCGACCCCAAAGAGCUGAUUUCGGAUAAUGGAUCUCAAUUUGUGUCACUGGAGUUCGAGACGUUCCUCCAGGACAGGGGGAUUGUACACAGGAAAUCAUCGGUCUACUAUCCUAGAGCAAACGGUGAGAUUGAACGCUUCAAUCGAAGCCUGAAAGACACCCUGCAGACUGCGCUGCUCGAAGGACAACCAUGGAAAGAGUUCACACGUGAGUUCAUCCAUGUUUAUAGGGCUACGCCGCACUCCACCACCCAGUGCUCACCUGCGGAACUGUUGCAUGGUCGACCCAUGCGCACCAGACUUCAUGUGGCGGGACGUCCACUUCCACAAAACCACUCACCAUCUCUACAGCAAGUUGCAUCCAAGGUGGGAGAAAACCAGAGGAAAAGCAAAGCUUACACUGAUCACAAACGGGGGGCCAAAGGCGUGUCCUUCCAGUGUGGGUCAUAUGUCCGGGUGAGAAAACCUGGCAUUCUUCCUAAGACACACUGCAAGUUCUCAAAGCCACUUAGAGUGAUGGAAAAGAGGGGACAGUACACUUACCUACUCUCUGAUGGACGUUGUUGGAAUGCUUCGUACCUGGCACCGGUUUCCCUUCAAAUGGAAGAAGGUGAGGGCGAGCUGUUACCUCUGAACUUUGAACACACUCCAGCUACACCACAACCUGAUGUAGCUACACCGCCUGCCAGACCGGUCAGGUGCAGAAGAGCUCCAGAGUGGACUAAGGAUUUUGUGCUGAGUCCAUAAAAAUGAAUUACUAGUAGAGUAAGGGAUAAAUCAUACAAAGGUUCAAGUCUUCAUUUUGACUGUAAGGGUUUUA
Alosa sapidissima (American shad) is the source of this 3378-nucleotide messenger RNA. RefSeq lists its product as uncharacterized. Gene Ontology annotation, molecular function: nucleic acid binding. The record is from RefSeq and is a predicted model, not a curated record. Lineage: Eukaryota; Metazoa; Chordata; Actinopteri; Clupeiformes; Clupeidae. Bases 525 to 3305 code for a protein of 926 amino acids. The transcript is spliced from 2 exons. Gene Ontology annotation, biological process: DNA integration.